This is a messenger RNA of Anastrepha obliqua, 2849 nucleotides long. Its product is annotated as V-type proton ATPase catalytic subunit A. The record is from RefSeq and is a predicted model, not a curated record. Lineage: Eukaryota; Metazoa; Arthropoda; Insecta; Diptera; Tephritidae. The transcript has 5 exons. The coding region runs from base 189 to 2033 and encodes 614 amino acids. Gene Ontology annotation, biological process: proton transmembrane transport; ATP metabolic process. Gene Ontology annotation, molecular function: proton-transporting ATPase activity, rotational mechanism; ATP binding; ATP hydrolysis activity. Gene Ontology annotation, cellular component: lysosomal membrane; proton-transporting V-type ATPase, V1 domain.
AUUUUCAUAGUUGGUCUUGUUCUGCUGGAGAAGCGCAACGUUCGCGUAAUUAUUUCUAUAACAAAAAAGUGAGUUCUUAGCCGCACCACCGUGCAGUGAAACAUUUUAUUUGCUUAACAUUAAUUCCAAUUAACGCACAUUUCUGUGGAAAAUACUAGCCAGAACGUUGAACAUCUAAACAAACCACAAUGUCGAACCUAAAACACUUCGAUGAUGAGGAUAGCGAGGGCAAAUAUGGCCGUGUUUUCGCCGUAUCCGGUCCUGUCGUCACAGCCGAGCGUAUGGCUGGCUCUGCUAUGUACGAGUUGGUGCGUGUCGGUUACUACGAAUUGGUCGGUGAAAUUAUUCGUCUGGAAGGUGACAUGGCCACCAUUCAAGUAUACGAAGAAACCUCCGGUGUAACUGUUGGUGAUCCCGUGUUGCGUACUGGCAAACCAUUGUCCGUCGAGUUAGGUCCCGGUAUUAUGGGCAGCAUUUUUGAUGGUAUCCAACGUCCAUUGAAGGACAUUAACGAAUUGACUCAAUCCAUCUAUAUUCCAAAGGGUGUGAACGUGCCCAGCUUGUCACGUACUCAAGCAUGGGAAUUCAACCCACUCACAGUUAAAGUUGGUUCGCACAUAACCGGUGGCGAUCUUUACGGUAUUGUGCACGAAAACACAUUGGUGAAACACAAGAUGAUCGUGAAUCCACGUACCAAGGGUACCGUGCGUUACAUUGCGCCAUCGGGCAACUACCACAUCGAUGAUGUCGUUUUGGAAACAGAAUUCGAUGGUGAGAUCACCAAACACACUAUGUUGCAAGUGUGGCCAGUGCGUCAGCCACGUCCAGUCACUGAAAAAUUGCCCGCCAACCACCCAUUGUUAACUGGUCAGCGUGUAUUGGACUCGCUGUUCCCCUGUGUACAAGGUGGUACCACCGCCAUUCCCGGAGCUUUCGGUUGCGGCAAAACUGUCAUCUCACAGGCUUUGUCCAAAUACUCCAACUCUGAUGUCAUUGUUUAUGUCGGUUGCGGUGAACGUGGUAACGAGAUGUCUGAAGUAUUGCGUGAUUUCCCCGAAUUGUCUGUUGAAAUUGACGGUGUCACCGAGUCCAUCAUGAAGCGUACCACUCUGGUGGCCAAUACCUCCAACAUGCCUGUCGCUGCUCGUGAAGCCUCCAUUUACACUGGCAUCACACUAUCCGAAUACUUCCGUGAUAUGGGUUACAACGUUUCCAUGAUGGCUGAUUCCACCUCCCGUUGGGCCGAAGCUCUUCGUGAAAUUUCUGGUCGUUUGGCUGAAAUGCCUGCCGAUUCUGGUUACCCCGCCUACUUGGGUGCUCGUCUCGCCUCCUUCUACGAGCGUGCUGGUCGUGUCAAAGCUUUAGGUAACCCCGAACGUGAGGGCUCCGUUUCUAUUGUCGGUGCUGUGUCGCCACCUGGUGGUGAUUUCUCAGAUCCUGUCACCACCGCUACUUUGGGUAUCGUACAGGUGUUCUGGGGUUUGGAUAAGAAAUUGGCUCAACGUAAGCAUUUCCCUUCGAUCAAUUGGUUGAUUUCCUACUCGAAAUACAUGCGUGCCUUGGAUGACUUCUAUGAGAAAAACUUUGCGGAAUUCGUGCCAUUGCGUACCAAGGUCAAGGAAAUUCUGCAAGAAGAAGAAGACUUGUCUGAAAUUGUGCAAUUGGUCGGUAAAGCUUCGCUGGCCGAGACCGAUAAGAUCACACUCGAGGUGGCGAAAUUGUUGAAGGACGAUUUCCUGCAACAGAACUCAUACUCGUCAUACGAUCGUUUCUGCCCCUUCUACAAGACAGUGGGUAUGUUGAGAAACAUGAUUACUUUCUACGACUUGUCCCGCCACUCUGUCGAAUCGACGGCGCAAUCCGAAAACAAGAUCACAUGGAAUGUUAUCCGCGAAGCUAUGGGCAACAUCAUGUACCAGCUAUCGUCCAUGAAAUUCAAGGAUCCAGUGAAAGAUGGUGAAGCUAAGAUCAAGGCGGAUUUCGAGCAGCUGUACGAGGAUAUGCAACAGUCCUUCAGAAACUUGGAGGAUUAAGAUGCUGCAGUUAUUCCACUUAUACUUGCUUUAAUUUUAAAAUGUACUAAAAGACAAGGACCCUAUCAUAUUGUUAUGUAGAUUAAUUAAUCGAAAGUCAUGUAGACGUGUCAUCCCCAGCAGCAAUGAAACAAAACCAAAAGUGAAAGUGGCACAAAAUAUUCCUUUGUAAAAGACAAAAUCAAGCAUUCCAAACUGUAGUGUUGAAAAAAGUGCAAUUAAGACAUUAACUGUUAUUAUUCCAGCGAUUUCCAGCAAAAAUGUAAAAAUGAAAAAAUAACAUUCCGACUUUUUUGGUGUUUUUACAUACAAAUGUAUUAAAUGAAAAAUGAACUGUUAACUGCAGGCAAAAAUUUGAAAACACAAACAAACGUCCUAAUAUACACUUCCAAUAUUAUUGUUAACAUUUGUAUUUUUUUUUUGUCUGGAAUGUAUACUGUGCACAAAUUUUGUUUACACACACACGCACACGUGUACGCAAACAGAAGACGUGCUACUGCAAGCAUAUUGGGUAUUUGCUAUCCACAAAAUGCGCAUUCGAUUUAUCGAAAAUAUCCAUAGCAGUCAAACGUGUGGAUAAAUGCCAGCUUACAUAGACAUAUACAUACAUAUUUAAAUGCAUACCCGUAGUAUUAUUUGUUUAAUUGAAUUUCUUGUUUGUCAAAAUCUAAAUGUAUUGUUUUCGCUGCUAACAGCUAGCCUUCGUUUGUUGAAUGUAAUGUAAAUAAUUACCUUAUUAAAAAUGUAUUGUGAAAAGUGCAUUCUGAAAUAAAAUGUGCAGCCUCGAGCUACAUUUUACUGUAAACAAACAUAAAA